GAACAAACUGAACAACCUCUCAUGAUGGUUUGCUGUGGGACAAAUCUGGAAUCCUUGAAGCCGGAUUUUUGGACGAAGGAGGAUGUUGGAAGGUGGCUUGAAGUUAAUGGUUUCGAGCAUCUUUCCGUUAAGUUUGAUGAGCAUGACAUAUCAGGGCCAGUACUAAUGAUGCUGACAGAACAGGACCUCAGGAAGCCACCUCUCUCCCUACAAAAACUGGGAGAAAUAAAACGACUGUCCUCCAUCUUGGAGCAGCUCCAGAGGGCUUACAACGUGGCGGAAGUGAGGAGGCACCGCAGAAUGUACCGCACGGAUUCAAAUGAUUACAGCAAUGAUGUGAGGAGUGGUCUUAGUUUGAUCCCCAAAAAUGAGGGACUGAAGUUUUUUGUUUCAUUUCUCUACGCGUUGUCCUCUCUUAUAGUUACCAGUAUUGCUAUGACAGUAGCUCACGAUCGUGUCCCUGAUAUGAAGAAAAUUCCGCCACUACCUGACAUUUUCCUUGAUAACAUUCCAACCAUACCACACGCAUUUGAGGCAGCCGAGGCGUGUGCUGUCUCACUGACUUUUUCCUUCUUCUGCCUGAUUCUGGUGCACAAGCACCGGUUUGUAAUUUUCAGACGGUAUUUUUCCAUCAUAGGAACAGUGUUCCUGCUCAGAGCCCUAACCAUGAUGUCCACUACAUUGUCAGUACCAGGAGAACAUCUCAAUAACUGUGAGAUAAGAGUGGGUGACUCCUGGGAUGAGAAGUUACAACAUGUUAUUUAUAUCUGGAGAGGUGCUGGAAUGUCGAUAUCAGGGGUGAGGACCUGUGGUGACUACAUGUUUAGUGGACACACAGCCGUGCUUACCGUGCUCAAUCUAUUUGUUUGCGAGUAUACCUCGUCGAAACUGAAGUUCAUCCAAACUAUAAGCUGGUCUCUGAACUUUUUCGGAGCGUUUUUCAUCCUAGCUGCCCACGAGCACUACACUAUUGAUGUUAUUGUAGCGUUCUACAUUACUUCCAGAACAUUUGCUUACUACCAUGUCCUAGCUAAUUCCCUUGCCCACAAACAAAGGAAUUCACAGGAGUUGACAUGGAGUUGGUUCCCCCUGUACUCCUAUUUUGAAGAGAAUGUCGACUGUAAAAUUCAAAACGAGUACGAAUGGCCCUGGACUCCUAUAAUAGAGUUCGUAAUGCGCAGCUAUCGUGUAAUUUCGCAUCUUAGGCAAGAGCGUCGCAAAAACUCGGAAAAAAUCAUAAAAACUCAAUAACCUCGAGAGUUUACUUAGUAUUUUCUUCUUGGUUAAAACAGUGCUAGUUUUUUUAAGUAGUUACUAGUAUUCUUACAAGGCGUGUUGCAACCAGUAACCUUCCUGAUGCCGGGUUGGCGGGAUCUGGCGCUAUAAUACCACUGCUUCCCGCCUUCAUUGGUUCAAGAUAUGUUGCAAUGCAAUUAUUAUUAAUUACAACAAUAGUAUUAGUAUAGUAGUUAAGUUUUGAAAUAUUUAAAAAUGGGGGUAAAUUAUUAGCUAUUUUUCUAAAUUUGAUUUAAGGAUACUGAACCGAUCGACUUCGAACGGUGGUGUUCCUAUGUUAGGCUUUUUCUAUGAUAUGAUGCUAUUUAUUUGAGCAUUUUUGCAUGUAUUUAUUAAAUCGAUGAUUAAGCAACUUUAUCGUGGUUUCCACAUGUUACCGGAUGUUAAACGCUUUAUAAUUUUAUGAUUAUGAUCCUUGGAUCUAGGAUUUUAUGAUUAUGUUCCUUGACUCUAGGGACUAGGAUCCUGAUAUUUUAAUGCAGUUAUCAAGAUUUUUUUGACAUUGUGAACAGUUCAAUCUAGCGACUAGCACUUAUUGAUUAUCAGACGGUACUAAAUUAUGGCCCUUCGAAAUGAGGCAGGUUGCUUAAAUUAAAAUUAUAAAUUAGUUAUAUCCAUGUUCUUACGUUAUUACACCUAGAAAUUAAUAUUUAUACUUUUGGUUUUAAUUGAAAAGAAAUUAGAGUUUAUAAAGUUCCCUGGCUUAUCGUGAUAUCGAUAUUACAUUUUUACUAUUUUUUGUUGUUUUAAAUUUUGGCUAUAGUAGCUACAGUUAUGUCGUAUUUUGAGAUUUUUUUCCAAAUUCGAACAUUUGAAAUUUUUUUGUAUAUUCCGAUGAAUUUGUUAAGGUGUUAAAUGAGGAUUAUAGAAGUGAAUAUUGGCUCAGAAUUAAUGCAAUUUAUACAUAACACAUGAGUAUUGUGUAAACUGAGGUUGUACAACUACAAUUUCCAAUGUACAAUGUACAUUGUACAGGCCGUAUCUUCAAGUAGAUGGAGAUCAGGAUCUUACUAAGUGUUUGCAUACAGUCUACAGUAUUCAUUACAUUAAUUCUGGGCCGACUGCUCCUUUCUAUAUUUUCAAGGAAAUUAUCCAUCGCCAGUUGCCGUGAACAAUCUCGGUUCAAGCAGGAUGUGUCCUGGUUUAUUUUUAAAACAGAAGUUAAGAUAAGAAAAUUUGCUAUUAAAUAAUUUUUUCGAGCGAGUAAAUUAAGUUAAAUUAUUAAAUACUGUAUCAAUUUGUUUCGUCCUUUGGAAUUUCGUUUAACUGACAAAUCGACUUUAAUUGUAGAACGUCUAGAAAAGCCCCAAAUCAUUUAAUGGAGUACCAAAAAUGAUUUAGAGACUUGUUGAAAUCUUAUCUAAUUGAAAUAUUUGCCAUUAUUAAAGUUUGUAAUCAUGAAAAGUCGCAAUUUUUACUGUACAAAAUUCCUUAAAAAGGUCAAAUUUUCCAGCUAUCUGUACAUGUCAGCUGAUAAGAAAGCCCAAGUAAAACGAGCUAUCCUAGCUGAGCUGAAUAAAGAGUUGUCUAAAAAGACAAAGACACUCUCAACAGCCAGAUCAGUUCACAAACGUCAUGUUCCUCCUCGGACACAAGAUCACCUCCUCCUACCCAGCUCUUCCUCCGUAAAGCUCAUAAACCUAAACGGGUUAAGUCAAACUUUGAUGCACAGAAACACGUUGAAAGUAUUCCUAGUAAACAGAAUGCAGCCAGCGCUAGCCGUGUUUCGAGAUCUUCUUCCUUAACAGCAGCCAGGAAACGUGUUCACAUACCACAACCUACUCCCCGGAUAGAACAUCCUCCUCCUCAAUCACCCAUUCAACCAGAUUUAUAUGGAACUAUAAGAAAAUAUGCGGAGAUAUGGAAAAAACGAACAUUUGGUGAGGAUCAACAAGCAUUCUCCAAAGCAACACUACUUUACCGGACAAAGCUUCUUCAAAGGUAUCUCUCAGAGUGGAGAAGUGAAACUUACACAAAACAAACAGAAUGGAAACUAAUCGUUAGGGCAGACUGUCAUUACAGGUUCUACUUGAAGGAGAAGUCGUGGGAAUGUUGGAGGAACUUUCUCACAGAAAACAGGAAUGUGUGUCAGAAGAGACAGCUUGCUGAUCAAACUUGUUCUAGAAUACUACAGAGAAGGUAUUUCAGCAGGCUGAAAAAGGCUGUUAAGAUUAGAAAGGAGGUCAAUGCUAAUAAUGUAGUUGCUCAGUCAAUGUAUCAUCGAAACUUGACAUCAAAAAUGCUCAAUCAGUGGCAUUUUGCCAUGGCUCAACGAAAUAUAGCCCACGAACAAGAGAAUAUAGCACUUCAUUUUUGGUCUCUUUCGUUACAGAGACAAUGUCUCGAACAGUGGUUUAUAUUUAAAAAUGAGCAGAUUCUUAAGAAGAAGAUGGUUAUCGUCGUUUCGAACUUCUAUGCUGGAAAGCUGGUACAACAAUCGUUCCGAACAUGGGUUGCGUACAGACAACAUCGAAAGUGCAAAGAAAUACAGCAAAGAAAAGCCGAAAAACUC
Molecule: messenger RNA, 3808 nt
Organism: Bolinopsis microptera
Lineage: Eukaryota; Metazoa; Ctenophora; Tentaculata; Lobata; Bolinopsidae
Product: sphingomyelin synthase-related protein 1-like
Exons: 5
Coding region: 22-1251 (409 amino acids)
Biological process (GO): ceramide biosynthetic process
Cellular component (GO): plasma membrane; Golgi membrane; endoplasmic reticulum membrane
Molecular function (GO): ceramide cholinephosphotransferase activity; sphingomyelin synthase activity; protein binding
Source: RefSeq, a predicted model, not a curated record